This is a messenger RNA of Cicer arietinum (chickpea), 5276 nucleotides long. NCBI's taxonomy places the organism in Eukaryota, Viridiplantae, Streptophyta, Magnoliopsida, Fabales, Fabaceae. The record is from RefSeq and is a predicted model, not a curated record.
UAACGAGUUUAGUUGGUUGCAAUUAACAAAAAGAAGAAUGUCAAUUUUAAGGUUAAGGUAUGCACACUCUGUUCCUACUCUCAUUUUCUUUCUUCCAAUUCGAUUAUUACACUCUAACCCUAAUCCUUCAUUCACUCACAAUCUUGACGAUGCUAUUUCAUCAUUUAAUCGCAUCAUCCAUUUAAACCCUACCAAACCCAUCUUUGAAUUUAACCAAAUUUUAACUUCCCUUGUUAAGAUUAAUCAUUACCCUAUUGCUAUUUCCCUUUUCCAACAAAUGGAAUUCAAGGGAAUUCAACCUAACAUUUUUACUUUGACCAUUUUGAUUAAUUGUUUCUGUCAACUAGGUCAACUCAAUUUUGCAUUUUCUGUAUUGGGAAAAAUUCUCAAACUUGGUUAUCAGCCUGGUACCAUAACAAUUAAUACACUUAUCAAUGGUCUUUGUCUUAAUGGUAAUGUUAUGAAAGCAUUGCACUUUCAUGAUGAUGUUAUAGCUAUGGGAUUUCACCUUGAUCAGGUUAGUUACGGGACCUUGAUCAACGCAUUAUGUAAAAUAGGUGAAACAAGAGCUGCCAUGCAAUUGCUCAGAAAGAUUGAAGGGUUAUCGGUUAAGCCAGAUGUCGUAAUGUACAGCACAAUCAUUGAUAGUCUAUGCAAAGAUAAGCUUAUUAAUGAUGCCUAUGAUUUAUAUUCUGAAAUGUCUCUUAAGAAAAUUUCUCCUAAUGUCGUCACUUACAGUACUUUAAUAUAUGGAUUUUGCAUUGUGGGUCGAUUGAUAGAAGCAAUUAGUUUGUUAAAUGAAAUGAAGUUGAAAAACAUCAACCCAAAUGUUUAUACUUUUAAUAUAUUGGUCGAUGGUUUUUGUAAGGCGGGAGAGGUUAAACAGGCUAAAAGUGUGUUAGCUAUGAUGAUAAAAGAAGAUAUGAAACCCAAUGUUGUUACUUAUAAUUCUUUAAUGCAUGGUUAUUUCUUACUUGGUGGUGUAAACAAGGCCAAAUAUGUAUUCGACACCAUGGUCCGAAAGGGAGUGACUCCUGAUGUGCAUAGCUACAAUAUUAUGAUUAAUGGAUUAUGUAAGAAUAAAAUGGUGGACGAAGCCAUGGAUCUUUUUAAAGAAAUACGUUUAAAAAAUGUGGCGCCUAAUACUAUAACAUACAAUUCCCUCAUCGAUGGACUUUGCAAAUCAGGGAGAAUCUCUGAUGUUUGGGAUCUUUUAGAUGAGAUGCAUGAUAGAGGUCAACCUGCUGACAUGUUCACUUACAAUCCCAUAUUAGAUGCUUUGUGCAAAAACAAUCAUGUUGACAAGGCAAUUGCAUUAUUGACGAAAAUCAAACACCGGGGAAUUCAGCUACAUAUGUGUACUUACACAAUACUUGUUAGUGGACUACGCAAAAGUGGAAGACUUAAAGAUGCACAAAAGGUUUUUGAAGAUCUUCUGAUUAAGGGAUAUCAUUUUGAUGUUAAGAUGUAUACUGUUAUGAUUAAAGGGCUUUGUAAAAAGGGCUUACUUGAUGAAGCAUUAUCCUUGUUAUCAAAAAUGGAAGACAAUGGUUGCAUUCCUAAUGCUGUAACUUACGACAUUAUCGUUCGUUGUUUGUUUGAAAACAACAAGAAUGAUAAGGCAGUAAAACUUCUUCAAGAAAUGGUUGUUAGAGGUCUAAUAAGCAACCAGCACAUGAAGCCUGUUGGAAGAUAUCUUUUAGUUUACAUGCAAGAUUGCAGUUGGGGGAGGCUUUGUCAGGAUUCGCUAGAGGAGGAUAUUAAGUGUGUACAAAAGGUGAAUAAACUUACUGAAAAAAUAGACGAAACAGAUGAAAAUCUCAAAGUUCUCUCUCAAAAAAUGCAAAAACACUACAAAACCUUAAAAGCUCAAGUCUCUCAGUUGGAUCAUGACUUAAGAAGGAUGUUAGAAGAAAGAACUUUUGGCCAAGAUUUUGACCGAAAAGAAAGAGAAAUCAAAAAGUUACAAAGCCAAGUGAAAGAGAUUGAUGAUUUCUUGAGAGCUUCCAAAGAAGAAAAACCUAAACCUGUUGAAGAUAUUUUCUUUAACCCUCCUAAUUUUCCUACUUAUUUCACACGACCAGGAAAGCCAUCUCCUCUGUACCCUACCUAUGCUUCAUCACCACCAAAUUAUGCCAAAUACAUACCCUCAACUUAUAGACAAAAAUCUGUCAGAACUACAAAAACCUCAACCUCCAGGUCCAAAGAAAAAACCGCUUGCUUAAAAAACCAUGAAUUCCCACAAGGAAAUAAUUCUCUUGCACAAUUCUCAAGAAAAAAGAGUGAAGAUUCCUCUUCCUUUGAGAAAAAUAAUUCUUCCAAAGAUAUAUCAGUUGAUGAAAGAUCUGAAUCCUUUUCAUCAAUAUCAGAACAAGAAUCAGAAUCUGAAAGGAAUUACAUGAACAUUUCUAGACUUUUUACGAUAACUCUUCUUCAGAUGAAGCAUCGUUUGCUGAAUCAGGAGAUGAGAUGUUUUUCUAUUUACUCAUUCAAAGAAGUAGAAAGUACUUUACCUACCCCUCAUCUCCCUUGUGUUGAAAUCCAAGUCCUCGCCUUAAAGUUUUCUCAUCCCGAGAAAGUUAUAGCCUAUAUGGAUACUGGUGCCGAAAUAACAAUGAUAAACUCAAGCAUCCUCUCUACAAAAGCAUGGGUGAAACAUGUUGCAUACUUUGUAGCAGCAGAUGGAAAAGCUUUCAGAACAUAUGUGAUGAAAAAGGAGAAAAUUGGAAUCAGAUUCUUCUUUGGCAUUGUUUGGACAAAGGUCAUUGGUAGUAGCCUCCCAAAUAAAGAUAUUGUUGUGGGUAUGGAUGUUUAUUCAGCAGCAAAUAUGCUUCAAAUUAUCCCUACAGUAAUCAAAUUUAAACAAAAAUUUAAACCUUAUUCAGGAAUAUUAAAGUUAUAUUCCAUUUAUGAAGUUCCUGCUAAAUAUGAAGAAAAUAAGUUCAAACUGCUCAAACUUUGUGCAGACAGUCAUGAAAAAUUCUCUCAUCCAAAACCUUUAUGGACAAACAAAGACUUUUUUGUCCAACUUCAUUUCAAGCUCAAUGAGGAUAUCAAUCCAACCAAAGCUACUCAUCCAGGAAUGAGUCCAUCAGAUUUAGCUUUAUCCCGAGAAGAAUGCAACCAAUUACUCAAACAAGAUCUGAUAGAACCCACAAAAUAUGAAUGGGUUGGCCAAGCAUUUUAUGUUGAAAAGAGAUCUGAAAAAAUAAGAGGAAAAAAUAUGUUAGUAAUUGAUUAUAAACCUCUUAAUCAUUUUCUGAAAGAUGAUAAAUUUCCCAUUCUGAAAACCUCCUCAUUAAACAUCUUCCUCAAAGAUGCUCAGAUCUAUUCCAAGUUUGAUAUGAAGUCAGGAUUUUGGCAAUUCGGUGUUGAUCCUAAGGACCGUUACAAAACGGUGUUCUGCAUUCCUAAUGCCCAAUACCAAUGGACAAUAUUAUCAUUUGGGCUCAAGAAUAUGGCGCCUAAUACUAUAACAUACAGUUGCCUCAUCGAUGGACUUUGCAAAUCAGGGAGAAUCUCUGAAGUUUGGGAUCUUUUAGAUGAGAUGCAUGAUAGAGGUCAACCUGCUAACGUGAUCACUUACAGUUCCAUAUUAGAUGCUUUGUGCAAAAACAAUCAUGUUGACAAGGCAAUUGCAUUAUUGACGAAAAUCAAAGACAGGGGAAUUCAGCUAAAUAUGUGUACAUACACAAUACUUGUUAAUGGACUAUGCAAAAGUGGAAGACUUAAAGAUGCACAAAAGGUUUAUGAAGAUCUUCUGAUGAAAGGCUAUCGUUUGGAUGUUAGGAUGUAUACUAUUAUGAUUCAAGGCUGUAAAGAGGGCUUACUUGAUGAAGCAUUAUCCUUGCUAUCAAAAAUGGAAGACAAUGGUUGCAUUCCUAGUGCUGUAACUUACGAAAUUAUCAUUCGUUGCUUGUUUGAAAACAACCAGAAUGAUAAGGCAGUAAAACUUCUUCAAGAAAUGGUUACUAGGGGUCUAAUUUGUAACAAGGGAGAUAUUCUUUUGGCAGAGCUUGCUCUAAAUACCAUGAAUCAUCCACUCCGCUCAUUUCAACUUGGAGACAUAGUUUGUCGUUCGUCGUCGUCUGACAUGCCUUUGGUGCCGGAUGACUCAGAAACAUGUGUGAAUGGUUUGGAAAAGGCAUUGAAAUUGAGAGGAAUUCAGAUGAUUAAGCCAAAUGAGAGUUGUGAUUUGGUUUACUGUUAUUGUGGAAUUAGGCUGCACCCUUUUAGCUGUUCUGAUGCAUUUUCUGUUACUAAAAGUGGAGAACUUGUUGGUGAUGAAAGUGUGAGAAUGUUGGAAAAAUGUUGUUUGAUUAGUAGCAAAACUUUCAAUGGAUUCUCAGGUCUUGAAGGGUGUUCUAAGUGUUUGAAUAAUCUCUAUUUGCUUAACAAAAAGACUUCAAAUUCAAGCAAAAUUGAAGAUAGGACCACAAAAAUUCACAACAAAGAUUGUGAAUUAAUGGAUAAAAUAGCUAUGAUGAUAAAAGAAUAUAUGAAACCCGAUGUUGUUACUUAUAAUUCUGUAAUGAAUGGUUAUUUCUUACUUGAUGAUGUAAACAAGGCCAAAUAUGUAUUUCACAUCAUGAUCCGAAAAGGGGUGACUCUUAAUGUUCGUAGCUACAAUAUUAUGAUUAAUGAAUUAUGUAAGAAUAAAAUGGUGGACGAAGCCAUGAAUCUUUUUAAAGAAAUACGUUUAAAAAAUAUGGCGCCUAAUACUAUAACAUACAGUUGCCUCAUUGAUGGACUUUGCAAAUCAGGGAGAAUCUCUGAAGUUUGGGAUCUUUUAGAUGAGAUGCAUGAUAGAGGUCAACCUGCUAACGUGAUCACUUACAGUUCCAUAUUAGAUGCUUUGUGCAAAAACAAUCAUGUUGACAAGGCAAUUGCAUUAUUGACGAAAAUCAAAGACAGGGGAAUUCAGCUAAAUAUGUGUACAUACACAAUACUUGUUAAUGGACUAUGCAAAAGUGGAAGACUUAAAGAUGCACAAAAGGUUUAUGAAGAUCUUCUGAUGAAAGGCUAUCGUUUGGAUGUUAGGAUCUAUACUAUUAUGAUUCAAGGGCUUUGUAAAGAGGGCUUACUUGUUGAAGCAUUAUCCUUGCUAUCAAAAAUGGAAGACAAUGGUUGCAUUCCUAAUGUUGUAACUUACGAUAUUAUCAUUCGUUGUUUGUUUGAAAAAAACCAGAAUGAUAAGGCAGUAAAACUUCUUCAAGAAAUGGUUGUGAGGGGUCUAAUGUAAAAGCAAAACUAGAUGAGAGGCUUUCUAGUUACAA